Leptosia nina is the source of this 1035-nucleotide messenger RNA. The record is from the annotation of a GenBank genome assembly. Lineage: Eukaryota; Metazoa; Arthropoda; Insecta; Lepidoptera; Pieridae.
AUGGCGCCGUGGCGUGAGGUACCCUAUGAAAUCCGGGACGUUACACCCGAGGAGGACAAGAUCAUCAAGAAGUGUCUGAUCGGUUACACUAAGCCCUUUGUCAAAUGUGGUAAAAAUGAGUACGUGAUGCCCAAUGUGUUUCGAAAGCAUGCGGAGUACAUCUACAACUUCAAAGUCCGUCCAGACGAUAUAUGGGUCGUGACGUACCCUAGGUCAGGAACGACAUGGACGCAAGAAAUGGUAUGGUUACUGGAAAACGAGCUAGACUUCGAGGCAUCAAUAAAAAAACCGCUCUACGAACGAUUCCCAAUGUUAGAGAUAACAACACAAAUACCAGAAAUUGCGGUUGAAUUGAUCAAGAUCAACUUUAUGAACCUGGCGAAAUUCCAAGGCCUUAACAAAGCUGUGAAGCGUCCGAGUUGGGAGACCAUAAAUGAAGCCCCAUCACCACGUUUCAUUAAAACCCAUCUCCCACUGUCUCUGCUGCCCCCGAACCUCCUCGACACAGCCAAAGUGAUAUAUGUAGCGAGAGAUCCCCGAGACGUCAUGGUGUCAAACUAUUAUCUCCACAAGAUGGUGGUGAAAGGAUUACUGAGAGGCACCUUCAUGCAGUUCUGGGAAGCGUAUAGACGAGAUAUUUUUCCUUACAUGCCUCUUAUUUCACAUGCAAAUGAAGCUUGGGAGCAAAGACAUCACCCGAAUCUCCUAUUUAUGUUCUAUGAAGAUAUGUUGCAGGACCUCCCAAAACAUAUACACAGUGUAAGUGACUUCCUUCAGAAGACCAUCACAGACGAGCAGGUGGAAAAACUUGCGGGCCAUUUGUCAUUUAAGAACCUUAAGAAAAAUAAGAAUGUCAAUAAUUCAACUGGCGACACUGAAAUACAGUUUAUAAGAAAAGGUGAAGUUGGUGGAUGGAAAACGCAUUUUGACGCCAAAAUGGAACUUCAGGCUGAGGAAUAUUUGAAUACGAGAUUAAAAGGACUGUCCUUACAAUUUCCUACCUACGACAAUGACGAUGAAUGUUCUAGAUUAUAA